AUGCCCUUCUUGCACGUCGCCAUCUAUCCCAGUGCACCUGGAAAAGGCCCUGCAUCAUCUGAUGUCCCACCUGUUCCCGCGCCCGACUCUCCCGCAGCGUCUGUCCUCCCUUCCGUACCACCUGUUGAUGAAACGCCCAAGCUUUCUGGCGUUCCUGAUGUUGAUGUGUGUAUGGUUUAA
Molecule: messenger RNA, 180 nt
Organism: Laccaria bicolor S238N-H82
Lineage: Eukaryota; Fungi; Basidiomycota; Agaricomycetes; Agaricales; Hydnangiaceae
Exons: 1
Coding region: 1-180 (59 amino acids)
Source: RefSeq, a predicted model, not a curated record